Messenger RNA from Scophthalmus maximus (turbot), 2159 nucleotides. It is a transcript of the gene tada2a, whose product is annotated as transcriptional adaptor 2A. Bases 131 to 1567 code for a protein of 478 amino acids. Lineage: Eukaryota; Metazoa; Chordata; Actinopteri; Pleuronectiformes; Scophthalmidae. Gene Ontology annotation, molecular function: transcription coactivator activity; zinc ion binding; chromatin binding. The transcript has 16 exons. Gene Ontology annotation, biological process: regulation of transcription by RNA polymerase II; chromatin remodeling. The record is from RefSeq and is a predicted model, not a curated record. Gene Ontology annotation, cellular component: SAGA-type complex; nucleus.
UUGAUCUGGACUCAACUAGCUUUGCCUUUGUUAUCAGGCAUUGUUUGCGAGCUUGGAAUAAUAGAUUGAUCCAAAGCUCCCGAUCCAUCUAGGUUUAUCUUUGCCGAAACAGCAACAGUAACAGAAACACAUGGACCGACUCGCAUCUUUUGGAAAUGAUCCAUUUGAUAAACCUCCGUGUAGAGGUUGUUCAUCUCCUCUCACUGAACCGUACAUCAAGUGUGCAGAAUGUGGCCCCUCGCCUUUUUUACUCUGCCUCCAGUGUUUCACACGAGGAUUUGAAUACAAGAAGCACGAGAGUGAUCACAAAUAUGAAAUAAUGACAUCAGACUUCCCCGUACUUGAGCCUGGAUGGACUGCACAGGAAGAGAUGGCUCUGUUGGAGGCAGUCAUGGACUGUGGUUUUGGGAACUGGCAGGACGUCGCAUAUCAGAUGCGCACGAAAACCAAAGAGGAAUGCGAGAGCCACUACAUGAAGAAUUUCAUCAAUAACCCGCUCUUCUCCUCCACCUUGCUCAGCCUGCGGAAAACAAAAGACUCUCGCUUUGCAGAGGGAGCUAUUCCUUUCAAACGUCUCCAUCUGCCACAAUGUGCGAUUUCUCGACAAGCAUUUCUCUGUCCUGGUCUCGUAGCAGUUGGGAAGGUCAACACAGACUCUCUACAUUUCUCUUCCACUGAUGAUCCUCCUCGGCCCACCUUUGACUCUGUGCUGUCUCGAGACAUGGCCGGAUACAUGCCUGCCAGGGCGGACUUCAUGGAGGAGUUUGACAACUAUGCUGAAUGGGAUUUGAAAGACAUCGACUUUGUUGAUGAUGACUCAGACAUCCUUCGGGCACUGAAGCUUGCAGUUGUUGAUAUAUAUCAUUCAAGAUUAAAGGAGAGACAGCGGAGGAAAAAGAUUAUCCGAGACCAUGGCCUGAUCAACCUUCGGAAAUUCCAGAUGCUGGAGCGAUGUUACCCAAAGGAGUUGCAGGAGCUGUACGACGUGAUGAGACGAUUCGCCAGGGUGGCUGGACCGAUUGAACAUGACAAAUUCAUCGAAAGUCACGCACUGGAGUUUGAGCUGAGGCGGGAGAUCCACAGGCUGCAGGAGUAUAGGAAAGCAGGGAUCAAGUCCUUCUGCAGCGCCAAGGUGUAUGAGCGCGCGAAGCGAAUGCGUGAGGACGAGCGUAGGAAGAGGACCAUGUUGUGUGACGUCCUUCAGUACAUCCAGGAUGGCAGAGCCUGCCAGCAGUGGCUCAGCAAACAGGCUGCAAUAGACGCCGGCAUCACUCCAGCUGUCACAACGAUCACGGUGUCGGCAACAGGUAGGCGGAGCGCCCCCCCUCUGAACCUAACGGGACUGCCCGGGACAGAGAAGCUCAACGAGCGGGAGAAAGAGUUAUGCCAAGUGGUGCGGCUGGUGCCGGGAGCCUACCUGGAGUACAAGCAGGCAUUACUAAACGAGUGCAGACGGCAGGGUGGGCUGCGCCUGGCACAGGCCCGAGCACUAAUCAAGAUCGACGUCAACAAAACGCGCAAAAUCUACGAUUUCCUAAUAAAAGAGGGCUACAUCACUAAGGCCUAGGAGCAUCGACCGCAGCGGCGGUUGGUGAUUUGUUUCAUUCUCAUCUUGUAACAUGCUUUUGUUUUGUAAGAGUUUCAGAUUGUUGCUGCUUCUUUGAACUAUUUAACUAACAUUUGUAAAGUCCUGUUGUGUCCUUGAGUCUUGAAGUUGUAAAAAUGACAAAUCUCUUUGUAAAAGUUCUCCGUCAGAAGAACAGGGCCUCAUGUCUAAAUGAGGAUGUAUUUAUUUCCCCUGGCAUUAAAUGUUUUAUGAAACAAUUAUUUGUUAUUUUGAUAUUUUAAUUCAAACCCAAAGGCUCCACUUGUAACUGUAAUGCUUUUUCAAACUGAUUCCAUAAUUUCACACGAUUUGUUGAAGAUUAACAGAUAUAUUUAAUCUUGUGUAUAGAUUUUUUUUGUGAAUAUAAUUUUUCCACUAAUUAUAAGAAUUGGAAAGAAACUUCUUAUUAAGUCAUUCUGAUUCAUUAAUUUUGUAUCCAGCAACUGAACAAGCAAAAUGGUUUCCAGUGAAGAUACAUGAAUUUACAUGGAGCAAUUUUUCAAGAAACUUCCCCUUGAAAUUAACAGCUGCUUAAUAAAUGUUUAAAAAUGUA